This is a messenger RNA of Cylindrotheca closterium, 474 nucleotides long. NCBI's taxonomy places the organism in Eukaryota, Bacillariophyta, Bacillariophyceae, Bacillariales, Bacillariaceae. The record is from the annotation of a GenBank genome assembly.
AUGUCGUGCUCCAAAUGUACCAUCACCUACUAUUGCGGCCGUGACUGUCAAAGAAAGGAUUGGAAAGAGGGCGGUCACAAGCAAGAGUGCAAAAAGAUUGCUGCUCAAAAGUUUGGUGUAAAGCUGUGUUCCAAGCAUUGUGACGAACCCAUUUCAACGAUGAUCUCAUUGAAUACACGACAAACUAUCCAAGACAGUUUCCGCAAACCAGAAGGCGUCUUGUUUGAUGAAAAGUUUGUUGUCAAGGUUCAAUGUAACAGCAAACUUCCCCCAAUGAUGAUUUAUGAUGAGAGUCGACAAUGUCAGUUUGGCUACAAGCCAACAGGACCGGGAUUCUCAGAGGUCUUUGAAACAGUCCAAAACGAGCCAGCCUGGGAAGGACGAAAGACAUUCAUGAAGGCAUCCUUCAACAACGCUGGAGAAUGUAUCAUGUAUCCAGCUACUGCAGGUGUCAAGAACAAGUAUUCGUGGUAA